CCGUGACGUAGUUAGCCAGUAGUAAAUGGCGGUUGCGCUCAGGGUGGACAGUAAACAUUACCACGGUUUAACUGUCGGUUCAUGUGCCGCGCUGACACGAAAUUCACAGCUAAAGAGACGGAAACGAAGCAAACGCGUUAAGUUACGUCGUUGAAUGUUCACGUCCUCAGCUGAGCUGAUGGAAAACGAAGAUGGAGAAAAAGACACGACGGAGUCCGAAGAGGCUGAGCUCCGUCUGAGAGUACAGUCACUGAAGAAGGAGCUUCACGAGUGCAGAGCCGAGCUGGCUAAGUUACAGAAACAACUGAGCCAGUCCGAGAGACUGCAGAGGAGCACGGAGAGCUACAAUGAAGACCUGAGGAAACAGGUUGACCAGCUAAGCGCGGAGAUUCACGAGCGGAAGAAGAAAGAUAGAGACAGAGUCAACAGGGAAACUCAGACAGAAGAACAUGUAUGGACAGAAACUGAUUAUUACAACUACUACUAUGGAGGCUACGAUCAGAACCAAGAGGCUUCGUACUCUCAGGAAGCCUUGAACACAGAUGCAGCAGCAGUGGAAGCAGCAGCAGUGGAUGCAGCAGCAGUGGAUGCAGCUGAUGUUAGCGAGGCAGCAGAGGUUUCAAUGCCAAAUGAAGCAGCGGCUCCUGAUGUGUCAAGUCAACCUGACAACAGUGUUCCAGCUACAACUGAGGAGGCUGAUGGAGGAUCCAUAGCUGAUAUGUUGAGAGCCACAGCUGAAGAAGCUAUGACGCAGACUGGGUUUGUCUUUGAUGAGACUACUGGGAUGUACUAUGACCACAGCACGGGCUUCUACUAUGACUCGGCUAGUCAGUUGUACUAUGAUGCCAACACAGGCAUUUAUUACUACUAUGAUGCGGAGAGUGGACGAUACCAGUUUCAUUCCAGGAUUGAGGUGCCCACUGCACAAACGGCCGCAGAGCUUUGCCAAGACAAGAGCACUGGUGAAAAGAAGGGCAAAAAGUUGAAGAAAGGGUUUAAGAAAACAGCACACCAGGACGAUAAGGAUAUCAUACUCGAUGGGGUAAAGUUGGAAGAAGAAGAAAUUGACUGGGUCGAACAGCAAACAACUAAAAGGACCACUGAAUCACGGAAACUCAAGCGAAGGUCUCGCAGUCCGGAUGUAGCUCCACGUAGAAAAGACUCUUCAAAACACCGGGAGGAGAGCGACAAAUCUUCAUCAAAGAGGAAGAAGCAGAGAAACGGUUCACACUGUGACGAUAAGGGUAGAUCAAAGAAGAAAAAGAAGAAAUCCAAGUCAAAAAAGCAGAAGAAGAAAAAGAGCCCGGCUCUGAGUGAUAACUCAGAGGGGAACAGCGAACCAGAAGAGGGUGAGAUCACAGAGUCGGAGAAAGAGGAGUGGGAAUCCACUCCCUCGGUCUCAUCAUCGUCUAGCUCGCCCUCCAAAGAAAGCCCAGAGUCUGAUAUGGAGAUUCAAAAUCAGGAAGUUUGGCCGCCCUGUGUCAGAGUGACAGUGGUCAGAUCUCCCGUGCUGCAGGUGGGCACCCUGUUCAUCAUCACGGCCGACUCUCCAGCCACCAUCGGCAGAGAGAAAGAUAUGGACCAUGCAGUCCGAAUACCAGAAAUUGGAGUCAGCAAGUUCCACGCUGAGGUUCACUUUGACCAAGAGCAGCAGUGUUACAUGUUGGUAGACCAGGGAAGCCAGAAUGGAACAGUCAUCAACGGCAACAGGAUCUUACAGCCCAAAACCAAGUGUGAGCCACAUGCACUGAUGCACGGCGAUGAGGUAAAGAUGGGAGAGACCGUGCUGUCCUUCCAUAUCCACUCAGGGACGGAUACCUGUGAUGGCUGUGAGCCAGGUCAGGUGAUGGCUCACAUCGGCAAGCACAGGAGAGAGGAGCAGACAGGCCCUACACUCACCAAAGAGGAUAAAGAAGCACUGAGACAAAAGGAGCUGAAGCAGAUGAAGGCUAAAUAUGGCCUGCAGAGCAAUGAGUUUGAAGAGGCCAAAGCCCUGAGGAAAUCCAAAUACAAAGACAGAGCAGAGUCUCGGCGACAGACAGUCGGCAGCGAGGGUGUUUUCCAACGAGAUGAUGCACCCGCUUCUGUUCAUGAGGAAAUCAGCGAAGUCAAUAAAGGACGGAAAAUGCUGGAAAAGAUGGGCUGGAAGAAAGGAGAGGGAUUGGGUAAAGAGGGAACUGGAAUGAAAGACCCGAUUCAGCUGAAAAUAAGAAAGUCCCAGUCAGGUUUGGGGGCUGGUGCCGCCAUGUCUCUAGAUGAUGUCUCUAUGACCAGAUCAAAGUCCCAGAAAAAUUGGGAGAAGGCGCGUGAGAGAUUUGCUGAUUCGUGCCAGCCUGACAUGGUGUCAGCUAAAACACAGAAGAACCAGUCUCCCAAAGCCUGGGUCAGAGGAGAAGAGACUGAAAUAACAAACACAGAAGCGGGUGUCGAUACAGAUGGCCAAAGUUAGGAGUGAGAGUGUAUAGAUUUAUUGUGGAUUUAAGAGCUGGGAGGUUUGAGUAUGAGGAAAGGGAAUCAAUUUACUGUUUACAAAAAUAUGAUAAUACUGUGUUAUUAAAUAAUAUUGAUCACAGAAAUUGAGUGUUAUUUAGCGACUCACGCUGAAGAGAACAGACUAAGACCUCACGUAGGUCACUUUAUACAAUCAACUGUUUGUCCAGUUCUGUGCAUUAACAGUUUGUAAAAAAUCUCUACCAGUGUUGCUGUUUUUUUAAUCCUCUAAGUUAACUGUGUGAAAUGUUUACAGUUUCAAAAAGAACAGCGGUGUGUGUUUCACAAUCCAAUGUGUCUAUAGUCCAACCUACAGGAGGGCAGAGCUGCCACUGUGCCUCCCAGAGCAAAGAUGAUGUGAAUCGCCUCCAGCAAAUAUUAACACAGUGAAGCUAUAUUUCUCACAAUGAGACAACUGAUCAUAUUAAACCAGUCACAACAGCUCUCUGUAACACACUGUCCCAGCUCUCUCUUUUUUUCUUUUUUUUUAA
Molecule: messenger RNA, 2981 nt
Organism: Larimichthys crocea (large yellow croaker)
Lineage: Eukaryota; Metazoa; Chordata; Actinopteri; Sciaenidae
Gene: aggf1
Product: angiogenic factor with G patch and FHA domains 1
Exons: 16
Coding region: 155-2449 (764 amino acids)
Biological process (GO): vasculogenesis
Molecular function (GO): protein binding; nucleic acid binding
Source: RefSeq, a predicted model, not a curated record